Messenger RNA from Echinococcus granulosus, 606 nucleotides. RefSeq lists its product as hypothetical. Bases 1 to 606 code for a protein of 201 amino acids. The transcript is spliced from 6 exons. Gene Ontology annotation, cellular component: membrane. The record is from RefSeq and is a predicted model, not a curated record. NCBI's taxonomy places the organism in Eukaryota, Metazoa, Platyhelminthes, Cestoda, Cyclophyllidea, Taeniidae.
AUGGGCUGCGUUAUUUCCUGUGGCUUGAAGCUCGUUCUUCAAAUCCUCAAUACCGUCCUCUGUGUGGCCUUCCUGGCCGUCGCAGUGUUUGGAAUUCUACUAAAAUUCUCCAGAUUUAUGGUUCAACAGCUGUUGUCAAAGAUUUUUGAUCAAUUUAAUGUUAGUGAUGAAGAUUUGCGUCAGUUGGCUAGAUUCAUCACUGAAAACGCAGAUGGUAUCGCUAUAAUCCUCGUUGUGGUCGGAUUGGCGCUAGCAGCUCUCUGUCUCAUCGGGUGCAUUGCUUCAUGUUGCGAGCACAAUGCACUGCUGAAGAUUAUGGGUCCAACAUGCUGUGGCAUGGAUGGCUACGGUGAUUUCGUUAAACUGGGCAAACAGCCGCCAGUACAAUGUUGCAACAUGACAGCUAGUCCGUGUGAUCCUCAGGCAGCACAAACGGUUAAUAUGCCAGGAUGUAGAGACAAAAUCGUCAACUUUGCCGCAUCAAGCAUGAAGAGUUUAUUGUUUGUUUCUAUUUGCGCAAUUCUGUCACAGGCCGCUCUCAUCAUGAUUGUGAUACUGCUAAUUUGCUCGUCAACAAAUGGUGGCGGCAAGAGAACAUCAAAGUGA